Molecule: messenger RNA, 3680 nt
Organism: Mercenaria mercenaria
Lineage: Eukaryota; Metazoa; Mollusca; Bivalvia; Venerida; Veneridae
Product: sushi, von Willebrand factor type A, EGF and pentraxin domain-containing protein 1-like
Exons: 8
Coding region: 1117-2991 (624 amino acids)
Source: RefSeq, a predicted model, not a curated record
UGAAAUAUUAGCUCUUAUGUGCAAAAGUACGAAUUUAUGAAUGAUAAAUACAUCGUUAGAGUGCAAUGUAAUAUACGAACUAACAAUACACGUUUAUUACUGGAUUUGUUGAGAAAAUGAACCUGAAGGUUGCUGAUCUAGUUUUACAUACAGCUUUACUAGUGGUUUGUAUUUAUGCCACUGGCAUGAUCGCAAGUGCGAACGACGACUGGCACUUUGACGGUCAAAAUAUAGCAUUACACUAAAAUGUCAGUCAGCUACCUGAAACGUACUGUGACGAUAAUCAAUUUCACAAGUGUUAUCCCGCAAGUUUAGCCGUUGACGGAAAUACAGACGGUUAUUUUAAACAUGAUAGCUGCAGCCACACAAUCGGUAAUUCAAGCGUCGAUAUGCAUCAUGGACGGUGGAUCUGGGAAAACCAGUAAACGUGACUGGAAUUCUUAUAUACAACAGAGAUGGGAAGUAAUUUGUUGCAAUGUUUAAUAUUUUAGCUAUUAAAAACCUUAUGUUUACCCACCUAAAUGAUGAACUUUUAUCGUUGUUUUAUCGGAAGUUAUGUAAAGAGUACAUGAAACAUAAAUGAUAAAUGAAAUAACUGAUAUUCAUGUUGUCAGAUUAAAGUGGCAUAAAUCAGUGUCCAUUUUAUUGAAUAUUAUUCUGCUUGACAUUUUGUGAAUUAUACUGCAGAGGGCGCAAUACCUAUUAACAAUUGUGUAUAUGUGUAUGUGUGUGUGCGUUUGUUUACCCUCGCCACCGGGUAAUCCCAUAUGGGCGAGAAAACAGUUGUAUAUAUAUUCGUUAUUCAAAUCAAAAACGUUCAUAAAAAUCACAGCAACUUUAUCUUGACUUAUUUAAAAUUGCAAAUAAAGAAAAUACUUUCUAAAAUGUUCCUUAAUAUAUGUUAUUUGCUCUACCUUUUCUGUUUUAUACAGAAAAGCGGCAUAUCCUGAUAAAAAGUAUACGGCCUAUUUCUUAUUGUUGAUUACUUUAAUAUAUACAACUAGUUAUUGACUUACGAGUAUAAUGCGAAGUUUCAAGUACUAACUUGAAACAAACCUAAUAAAAUGUUGUAUAACAUCUUCCCAAUUUCAAAUUACAGACGAGAAAGUUCAAUUAAUGAAUUUCCAGAUAUAUGGAGAUGAUUCAUUGUUUCACAACAGUUCCGGCACUGACGAAUACAACGAAGACAUGCUUACUUUUAAACUUGAUGGGUUGCGUACCUUUUCUACUAUAACAAUACUACUUCCAAAAGAACAUGGUUAUUCAGACGGAGGGAAUUAUUAUUUAACUUUAUGCGAAGUUCAAAUUUACGCAGUUCCACGUCCUGCGUGCGAUGAAAGACAAACAAACGUUAUAAACGGUCAAACGCAGAUAUACAACAACUCUGGCAGGGUAAUUGAUAAUGAGUAUACUGUCGGUACAAUCAUUGAAGUAGACUGUGAGGAAGAUCUUCACCUCGAUGGACCACCACGUUUUCAGUGUCUGGCCACAGGCAAAUAUAAUUAUCCAAUUCCGAAAUGUGUUGAGGCGUGUGUACCAAUCCCAAAACCUAGCAAUGGCCACGUGCUUCCGGACCUGUUGUUAUAUGAAGUAAAUACCACAUUAAAAAUCGUCUGUGACGUUGGCUAUGAAACUCUCAAGACGGACACUAUUCAUUGCCAAAAUGACGGCAAAUGGGAAAGUCCGAUUCCGACUUGCCAACGUGUUUAUUGUUUACUUCAAAGGAAAACUGAACAUGGAUAUUAUAGUUUAAAUGGACACACAGAAAUUGAAAACGUUUCAAUUUCAAGAUUGGCAUACUUGACAGAAGUAAUAGGAUUAUGUGAUACGGGUUAUACGAGCAAUCAUUUCCAGAAAAGAAUAUGCAAUAGUGACAAGACCUGGAGUAAUCAGGAAACAGCAUGUACGCCUGUCCAAUGCUCUCAUCCUCGAAAUAUCAGUAAUGUUGUCUAUACUUUCAAAAACGGCAGUCAGAUAGUCCCUGAAACGACAUUCGAUUACAAAACAGUGCUGAAAGUAUCUUGUAAAAUAGGAUAUACUGUAAUUGGUCAGGCAAAUCGAACAUGCGAAAGAGAUAAAACAUGGAGUGGUAAAGAUUCAGAUUGCCUAGUUGUUACUUGUGACUUUCCAGGAAACUUUGACAAUGGUCAUUAUAUAACAAGAGAUUAUAAUACCUCGGGGAGAAAUACACUUACGCCCUAUCUUACAGGUAAACUUGACUUUUCUGCAGUGAUUGAGGCAGUUUGUGAGAAAAAGUUCAUGUUAAAAUCACCAAAUAGUACACGACAAUGUACACAAACAGGACUGUGGCACGGUGAGAAGCCUGUUUGUGUUCCCAUAAUGUGCAAAUGGCCUUUGAGUCUUGAGAACGGAUAUUAUCAAGCAUCAAAUAGUCCAACAGCACGUGGAAUGUCGUAUAAUACGACGCUCAUGGCUAUAUGUAAUGAGACGUACAAACUAUCUGAAAACUACAAAGAUAGGCGAUGUAAUGAAGACGCGGUCUGGGACAGUUCUCCUGCAGUCUGUGAGCCAAUGUGCGUAUUACCAGCCGUGGAAAAUGGCCAGUUCAUAAAUGUGCCUUCUACAGAGUUUUCGUUAGGAACAACACUUCGUUUUACUUGCGACCCUGGAUUUAUAACAGGAUCGACUAACGAUACUAUCACAUGUCAACAAAAUCAUCAGUGGAGCGCAACACCGGUUUGUCAAGAACCAAUUUGCAUUUUACCAACCGUGACAAAUGGAAAGUUUUCGAAUGUGUCAUCCAUACAUUUAUCGUCUGGAGCAUCAGUUCGUCUGACAUGUGUCUCGGGAUACAGAGCAACAUCAGAUACAAUUAUUUGCCAAGGGAAUCAUGAAUGGAACGUGACUCCCGUGUGCCAAGCACAGUCUGGAGCUAGAAAGAACACAGUGAUAUAUGGUGUUGUAUCUGUCGUAGUGGUAAUGAUUGUGGCAGUAACUGCAGGACUCUGUUACUGCAAGUUUAUAAGGUAGGUAACGAAAGUAGCAUAUCCUGCAAGUUUUAAAAGUAGGUUGAUAUGAAAGUAGCAUAUCCAUGAACUUGGUUACUGCAAGUUUAAAAAAUAUGUAAAUAAAGUAGCUUUCAUGAAAUCGGUUAUUGCAAGUUUAAAGAGAACGUAACGAAAGUACUCGUUUACUGCAAGUUUAAAUAUUAGCAUAUUCAUUACAGGAUUUAACUUUUUCUGCUGUUCAUGCAUGUGUUAGCCUUGCCAAAUAACGCACAAAUUAAAGAAAUCCCCUUUCGGGUUCGAAGUUAGAUGUGUUGUGCAUUUUAAAGCUGGUGCUUAAUGGGAAUGUCCACAUUAUAAUUGACCAUUAACCUAUUUCAGUAAUUCUUUUUUCAGCUUUAAUUUAAUAAGUUUAGUCUUAUCACUUACAAUUUCGAACACUUUGAAAGAAACUGAUCGAAGUGAGAAAUUGAAAGCUCACACUUGAAUGUUUUGUUUAGAGAUUAGUAACUGUUAUCACCGUUAUCUAACUUGAUCGACUGCUUUCUGACUCUAUCAAGAUGCAGCGCUAUAUCCGCGAGUUCCACAAUUGCUUAAAAACAUAUGUUAACAUCAGACAGGUCAGCCAGUUGUUUUUUUUUUCUUCAAAUUUCCUGUCGUAAUAUAUUUGAUUUUUCCACGCAAUUGAGACAAUUCCAAUUUUUCAACACUAAU